AUGGAUCUUCCAGUUGUGGUUGAUUCGAACGACGAUGAAAUAGUCUCCCACGAACUAGAGCAAAUGAGGAGUAUAUUGGAAGAGGCGAUUUUGGAAACGCGCAGCACCCCUCUCGAAAAUCGACCACGACUUCCCCGCAUACCCUUAAGCAAGCGAAAUCGGGCUGUCGUGAGGGCUCUUAACCCAAUGCUGAGUGGUCAGAAGAGGCUCUAUAAAUCAUUGGAGCGACCAAAGGUAUGUGGAGCGGGCCAAGGACCGGAUCAGGCUGACAUUAUCGCAUUCUGGCGUGGCUUGUGGUCAGAGCCCGUAAACCACAGCGAGGGCCCUUGGAUGGAAGUUGUGGCGAGCCAGAGUGCGAGUGUUACGCCUAUGGACCCCGUCACCAUUACGCCGGAAGACGUGGCUGAGGCGAUAGGUAUCACAGACAACGAAGAACCAGAUACAGAAAGUUUAGAUUUAAAUGCUGAAAACCACACAACAAAUGAAAAUGAAAAUUUACAUAGGGAAAAGAUAAUUGCCAUAGAUGAAAUGUUUGCUAAAGCUUUAGAAUAUUUUGCUAAUACAAACCCAACAGAAAGACAAUUUAUACCAAAGCAGAGGUCAUCAAAAAAAUUGAGUAAAAUAGUUGCCUAUGUAAACAAUAUUUUAUUGCCACAAUAUAUCAACAGCGAAAUUGAAUUUAAAACAUUUCAGAAUUUAGUGUACUGUGCAGCAUGGACUUCAGCUAAGCUCAACGGAGCUAAAAUUGAAAUAGCUGUACAAGUUGAUAAUCCGUUAGGACCUGAGAAACAAAAGAAAUAUAAUAAGCCAAAGUGGGAACAAAGAUUAGAAAACAAAUUGGAGCCGUCUAUUCCCGUCACGGAACAAAACCUGGCAGACCGAGUUCGGUACAUCAUGCGCUCGAAAAUAUUUGAUGAUGCCGAACUUGAACGACUACGACGUGAGGCCAUUCCCUCAUCGAAUGAAUUGGCUACGGCUGGGGAUGCGGCUCCUCAGGCGACAGACCAGCUGCCACGCGUAGAAGCCGCCAUGGAUCUUCCAGUUGUGGUUGAUUCGGACGAUGAUGAAAUGGUCUCCCACGAACUAGAGCAAAUGAAGAGUAUAUUGGAAGAGGCGAUUUUGGAAACGCGCAGCAUGCCUCUCGAAAAUCGACCGCGACUUCCCCGCAUACCCCUAAGCAAGCGAAAUCGGGCUGUCGUGAGGGCUCUUAACCCAAUGCUGGUAACCUAUUUGGAAGCCAGCCGGGACCUUUGCGAGACGGACUCAGUUCUUUUUGGCGCCACAGUGGCAGCUUGCCGUAUUAUUGGCGCCAAACUUCCCAUGGCUGGACGCGCUUACUAA
Messenger RNA from Parnassius apollo (apollo), 1341 nucleotides. NCBI's taxonomy places the organism in Eukaryota, Metazoa, Arthropoda, Insecta, Lepidoptera, Papilionidae. The record is from the annotation of a GenBank genome assembly.